UCUUCUUGGUUACAUGGCAAUCUUGACAUUCUCUCUGUGCCUUGAAAUGUAUAAAGUUUCAACUAGUCGAUCAGCUGAAGUUAUGCUAAGUGCAGCUUCAUACACCACAGUGGCUCUAUGGGGUUUCAUUGCUCUAUUUGGACUGCCGGCUGAACUGAUGGUAACAGAGGUAAACGAGAUAUAUGGCAGCAUAUACUCCAGCGCAUGGUACAACUAUCCAGAGGAAAAACGUACUGUAUUGAUGAUUAUAACAAACGCUCAAAGGGAAGUUUGCAUACAAGCUGGGCGAUUUUUGACGAUUAAUCUGGCUACAAGUAUGAACACUGUCAAGACCAUGGUGUCAUACUGCAUGUUCCUACAGACCGUUAUUGUUGACGAAGAAUAAUCUAGAGUAUUACCAGUUCAGAGCAGACUUCUUGACGUCAACUAUUCUAAACCGUAUUAUGAUUGCAC
This is a messenger RNA of Acanthoscelides obtectus, 453 nucleotides long. NCBI's taxonomy places the organism in Eukaryota, Metazoa, Arthropoda, Insecta, Coleoptera, Chrysomelidae. The record is from the annotation of a GenBank genome assembly.